Messenger RNA from Acanthisitta chloris (rifleman), 222 nucleotides. Its product is annotated as putative RNA-binding protein 3. The record is from RefSeq and is a predicted model, not a curated record. Gene Ontology annotation, cellular component: spliceosomal complex. The annotation marks the transcript as partial. Gene Ontology annotation, molecular function: ribosomal large subunit binding; RNA binding. Gene Ontology annotation, biological process: regulation of translation; positive regulation of mRNA splicing, via spliceosome. NCBI's taxonomy places the organism in Eukaryota, Metazoa, Chordata, Aves, Passeriformes, Acanthisittidae. The transcript is spliced from 2 exons.
UGGUGGUGGUGAAGGACAGAGAGACCCAACGCUCACGUGGCUUCGGCUUCGUUACCUUCACCAACCCCGAAGUGCCACAUUGUCCCCAGUGCCUGGACGGGCGGCAAAUCCGGGUGGAUCAUGCCGGGAAAUCCCCCCGUGGUGCCCGAGGGGGCUAUGGGGGGGGCCGGGCCCGGGGCCGAGGCUACACUCGAGGAGUGCCUGGACGGGCGGCAAAUCCGG